AUGGCUCAACCAGCUCCCAUCCGGCUCGACCUCAGCACCCUGCGUAGUAACGGUACCGGUCAAGGAUCUUCAGAUGCAAACUACACUCAAAUCCAGCAACAAGAUGCUCGCUACGCUCGCUAUCUCGUCUUCUUGACCAAAGCAUUUAACGAAAACAAUCAACUCGUGAACGCAUACGGCCGUCACGAGUUCGUCGGAACUCUGCCCAGCGGUUUCGCCCUGUGGGAGCACACAACCGGAAAGCAGAAAAACGUCGUGGAGCUUUACGGCAACCCUAAAGGCGGCAAGUAUCGCUCUGCUGUCGAGUUCACCGUCCACAUCGGCGAAUUGCUCGCUGCCAACAACGCCAGAGACGCUCAAAUUCGUGCUCAGGUCGCAGCCCAAACCCUAGCCGACGCUCGCGAUGCAAUCAUCGAACAUAACCGCGUCAAGAUGGAUGAGUGGCUGACCAAUCCUAUCAUAUUCCCGCCCUGCAAGAACCCCAAUGACCCUGAUGCCCUCGAGUAUGCUCGCAACAUCGGCUUCGUCCCUCGCGAUGUUGACGCAGCUGUCCUUGCCGACCGACGCAACAAUCCUGCUGUCCGCAUCCCCAACUGCACUUGCACCUUGCGCUGA
Molecule: messenger RNA, 615 nt
Organism: Aureobasidium namibiae CBS 147.97
Lineage: Eukaryota; Fungi; Ascomycota; Dothideomycetes; Dothideales; Saccotheciaceae
Exons: 2
Coding region: 1-615 (204 amino acids)
Source: RefSeq, a predicted model, not a curated record